GGGGAACGUCAGCGCCCAGUGCAGCGAAUCUGCUGUUUUCAGUAAUAAAUCCUCAGAGAAAAGGAAAGUUCGGGAGUUUUGAGAAAAUGUAAGAACAGAAAGCUUCACCUGCCUGAACCGGCGAGACUCACCUGAUCUCCACUCAACCUGAACAGGAUGUUAGCCCGUAGGUUGGGUCUGCAGUUGGGUCGGCCCACUCGGACCCUGGGCGGUUGGCUGGUGAGUAAAUUCUUCAAAGCUCACAACGACCUGCUGGAGGAGAACGCGGUAAAACUGAGCCAGAUCCAACCCGACGAGACGGUUCUGGAGCUGGGGCACGGACCGGGACUCGGCCUCCAGUACGCCAUGCAGAAACUAACCGGGCCGCAGGGGAAGCUGCUGGGGGUGGAUGUUUCGGAGUAUAUGCACCAGAUGGCGCUGGAGCGAAUGCAGGAGCAGAUCUUAGUGGGGAAGGUGAAGCUGAUCCUGGGUGAUGUGGCGGCGAUGCCGUUUGAGGAUCACAGCGUGGAUAAAGUCUUCCACUGUAACUGUUAUUACUUCUGGCCCGACUUACAGAGAGCGGCUGCUGAGAUCCACCGUGUCAUGAAACCAGGUGGGCUGAUGGUGACGACCCUGCGGUUGGACCGGGUUGAAUUACUUGCGGAUAAGAAGGUAAUGCCUACAGAGAACUGGCGACCGGAGGCGUACAUGCAGGCGCUGGAGUCGGCCGGGUUCACCGGCGUCAGGAUGGAGAAUAGGAAACACAAACUGAUCCCGUACGAAGCGAUUUACGCCACCGCAGCCAAGUGAACACCAGUACAGACUAGUGAAAACAGAAUUUAAGGAAUAGUAAGUUUUAUAUCAGCGCAGGAACCUCUACGCAAAUUAAACACUUUAAUAAUGUUCAUAUUUUGGUAUUUUUUAUAUUUUAUUAAAUAUUGGCUUGCUAAAACGUGAUUAGGGGUGAAUAUUGGAUGUUCUGUAUUAAAAU
Molecule: messenger RNA, 970 nt
Organism: Astyanax mexicanus (Mexican tetra)
Lineage: Eukaryota; Metazoa; Chordata; Actinopteri; Characiformes; Acestrorhamphidae
Exons: 5
Coding region: 157-789 (210 amino acids)
Biological process (GO): sterol biosynthetic process
Cellular component (GO): endoplasmic reticulum
Molecular function (GO): sterol 24-C-methyltransferase activity
Source: RefSeq, a predicted model, not a curated record